UUCUCUUUUGCAAAAUUUUGAAAGUAUCGUCUUCGCCGAGGGAAGGCGAUGCCCGAGGCGUCCUCCUCCUCCGCCGCCGCCUUGUCCGUGACAAUGCGGGAGUUCUCGAUCGCCAUAGCCGCGCUCUUGCUGCUCGCGUUGACAUUGAUGCUGGGAAGGGUCAAUGCGCUCGUCGUGCUCAUCACCGCCGGGAAGGAGACGCUGCCAUUCCCGGACGUGGAGGCGGCUUUCGGUCCCGGAGUUCCGGAAGGUGGUCUUUCCGGAGUUUUGCAAUUUGUUCACGAUGGUUGUGAUCCGAUGAGCAGUCCUCCAUUCUCAAACAACACUUCGUUUCUUCCAAUCGCUCUUGCUGCUCGAGGGAAGUGCUUGUUCGAAGACAAGGUGCUUCACGCGCAAAAUGCAGGGUAUGCCGCGGUCAUCGUUUACAACACUGAAGAUUUUCCUUCGCUGGUCACAAUGUCGGGAGAUCCGCAGGGAAUUCGCAUUCCCGCUGUUUUCGUCUCCAAAGCCGCUGGAGAAGCGCUACUAAGUUACUACAAUCUCAAUGGCACGACGUGCUACAUUCUUCCCAGCAUGGAAAGCUCGGCGCGAUCGCUGCUGGCCGCGACGCUGGUGCUACUUUUGAGCGGCAUGGUUACUUCGCUGCUCCUCUUUUUGAUCCGGAGAUACAGGCUUAGGACAAUCGGCUCGCGAGUUCUCUUCCUACGUGAAUCUCUCGGAAUGAACCUCCGAGAUUUGAAGCUCCUGCCGACUCUGAUCUACAGGGCAAACAGCGUCUCCAGCGAGACGUGUGCGAUUUGCUUGGAAGAUUAUAUCGCGGACGAGAAGCUGCGAGUUCUUCCUUGCCAACACGAGUUCCACGCAACUUGUGUGGAUCACUGGCUCACGACGAGACGAUCGUUUUGCCCGAUUUGCAAGCGCGAUGCUCACUCGAGAGUGAAUGAUCCGCCAGCGACGGAGAACACUCCACUGCUCGAAGUUCACCGAAGUGACAGAGCAAUUUUACCGGAGGUGGUAAUUUCUUUGAGAGGCAGUAGCCAAGUUCAUCACGUCGCCUCCGACACAGCGCUCCAGCUUUUGAUGUCCGCCGAUAGGCAAACACGAGUAGAAAAUGUGUAGAAAACUUUUUACCUUUGCCUGC
Messenger RNA from Selaginella moellendorffii, 1141 nucleotides. RefSeq names its product receptor homology region, transmembrane domain- and RING domain-containing protein 2-like. Bases 49 to 1119 code for a protein of 356 amino acids. The transcript is spliced from 4 exons. NCBI's taxonomy places the organism in Eukaryota, Viridiplantae, Streptophyta, Lycopodiopsida, Selaginellales, Selaginellaceae. The record is from RefSeq and is a predicted model, not a curated record.